Molecule: messenger RNA, 286 nt
Organism: Dicrocoelium dendriticum
Lineage: Eukaryota; Metazoa; Platyhelminthes; Trematoda; Plagiorchiida; Dicrocoeliidae
Source: the annotation of a GenBank genome assembly
GCUGAAAUGGCUACGCUUUUAUCCGUUCAACUGAUGUUGAUGUUGCACGUACUUUACACCCACCAAUUGGAUAAGUGCGCGGAUAUUGACGAAGUUUGCUCACGUUUCUACGAUGACAAAAUGCCUUGUUGUUGGCCCUAUCGAUGUCAACAAGUCGACGAAAACCGUGGAGUUUGUGUGAGGUGUAUCAAAUCCAAGGAAUUUUGUGUGGACGACAGCGAGUGCUGUACCAAGAGAUGUGGUGAAUAUCUGUGUGCUUGAGACCUGAGUUGUACACAGAAAUGAG